GGCUGGGAGGGGAGGCGGGGUUGAAGGGAGGGAGAGGCUGGCAGCAGCGCAGCCCUAGGAGACUGAGCUGCUCGUCCACGGCUAAGGGGCGCCGCCAUGGAAGCCUGACGCGCGCCCCCCUCCUCCUUUAGCUUGGCUGCGCCUCCGCCCCUUCUUUCCCAGAGGAAAUCACUGGACCUCCGCUCCCUCCCCGCCCACCUGCCUCCGUACAGGACCGCAAGGACACCACCGGGCGAAGAGAGAAGGCGGUGGAUAAAGGGCGGGGGGGGACCAGCCGGUGGGUCCCCCCCGAGAAGAACAUGUGCUGAGCGGCUCCUAUCCGUGGCAGUGCAGCCAGUGAUGGUGCCCAGCACCUCUGACGAUGCCCCAGAGCCCCGAAUCAAGCGCGGAGGAGGAGGAGCACUUCUCCCAGUGCCCCGAGGGGGAGUCUGGCUCGGAGAGCUCCCACGAGGGGCCCAGCCCCCCGGCCAGUCCUGCUAACCCUGCCCACAAUUGCUCCAUGUCAGUACCUGAGGACGCUCACUUCAGUAUGAUGGUCUUCCGAAUUGGUAUUCCUGAUUUGCACCAGACGAAAUGCCUACGUUUCAACCCUGAUGCAGCCAUUUGGGUGGCAAAACAACAAAUUCUCUGCACCCUCAACGAAAGCCUCAAGGAUGUUCUAAAUUAUGGACUCUUCCAGCCAGCCACCAAUGGCCGGGAUGCGAAAUUCCUAGAUGAAGAGCGACUCUUGCGCGAGUACCCACAGAGUUUUGAAAAGGGGGUACCCUAUCUUGAGUUCCGCUACAAGACACGAGUAUACAAGCAAACCAACCUUGAUGAGAAGCAGCUAGCAAAACUCCACACAAAGACGGGUUUGAAGAAGUUCCUGGAAUAUGUGCAACAUGGAGCAGCUGAAAAAGUGGCCCGGCUCUUGGAUAAAGGGCUCGAUCCAAACUAUCAUGAUUCUGACACCGGUGAAACACCUUUGACUUUGGCUGCCCAAUUAGAUGGGACCAUUGAUGUGAUCCGGCUACUGUGCCUUGGCGGUGCCCACAUAGAUUUCCGGGCAAGAGAUGGAGCCACAGCACUUCACAGAGCUGUCUGUUCUCAUCACUAUUCGGCCCUCAUGGCUCUCUUGGACCUGGGUGGCUCCCCCAAUUACAAGGACCGCCGUGGGCUGACCCCACUCUACCAUACAGCUAUGGUUGGAGGUGACCCACACUGCUGUGAACUUCUGCUGUACAAUCGAGCCUAUAUUGGCACCACUGAUGAGAAUGGCUGGCAAGAAAUACACCAGGCCUGCCAACAUGGAAAUUCCCAGCAUUUGGAACACCUGCUCUUUUACGGUGCUGAGCCAGGUGCACAGAACGCAUCCGGGAAUACAGCAUUGCACAUCUGUGCACUCUACAACAAGGAAAGCUGUGCCCGAAUCCUGUUAUACCGAGGAGCUAACAAAGAGAUCAAGAACAACCAUGGUCAAACUGCCUUCCAGGUUGCAGUCAUUGCAGGAAAUUUUGAGUUGGGGGAGCUGAUCAAAAGCCAUCGAGAUUCAGAUGUAGUCCCUUUCCAGGAGACUCCCCAAUAUGCCAGCCGGCGCCGGGAUGGCCCUCAGAACCUUACAGUGCCACAUACUUUGCUGCGAGCCAACAGCGAUACCAGCAUGAACCUUCCAGACUGGAUGCUUUAUGCCCAGCCAUCUAUCCCACCUGCCACAGUAGCAGUCCAGGGCCAGAAGAUCACCACAGGAACAUUGCGCAGCUCCAGCAGCCCCCGUGGUGCUCGCAGUCGCUCGCCAUCACGUGGACGCCACACAGAUGAGGCCAAAAAACAGCGUGGUCGACCCAGUUCCAGUGGCUACCAGAAAGAAUCUGCUGGAAGCAGUACACUGAGUAGUCGAGGUGUGAAGCGGAAACUUUAUUCGGCUGUGCCUGGCCGCACAUUCAUGGCUGUGAAACCCUACCAGGCCCAGGGUGAGGGUGAGCUCUCCAUCAGCAAGGGCGAGAAGAUCAAGGUGCUGAGUGUUGGGGAAGGCGGCUUCUGGGAGGGACAGGUAAAGGGUCGUGUAGGCUGGUUCCCCUCAGACUGCGUGGAGGAAGUGCCCAACAAGUCCCAGGAAGGGAAGCAAGAGAGCCGCAGCGAUAAAGCCAAACGACUCUUCAGACACUACACAGUUGGUUCCUAUGACAGCUUUGAUGCCCCUAGUGAUUACAUCAUUAAAGAGAAGACAGUGCUGCUUCAGAAGAAGGACAACGAAGGAUUUGGCUUUGUGCUAAGAGGGGCUAAGGCGCAGACCCCAAUUGAGGAGUUCACUCCCACACCUGCUUUUCCUGCUCUACAAUACCUGGAAUCAGUGGAUGAAGGAGGUGUGGCUUGGCGAGCUGGUCUCCGCAUGGGUGAUUUUCUCAUUGAGGUAAAUGGGCAAAAUGUGGUAAAAGUUGGUCACAGGCAAGUUGUCAAUAUGAUUCGACAAGGGGGCAACAACUUGAUGGUGAAAGUUGUCAUGGUAACACGGAAUCCUGAGAUGGAGGAGGCCAUGAGGAAGAAAGCUGCGCCACAGCAGACAAGACGAUUGCCCCCUCCAGCCAUCUCCUUGCGUUCCAAAUCUAUGACAUCGGAGUUGGAGGAAAUGGAUUACGAGCCAGCGAUGGGCACUGAUAAGAAGCGGACUGUCUAUCAGAUGGCUUUAAAUAAAUUAGAUGAGAUUCUGGCAGCAGCUCAACAGACAAUUAGUGUUGGGGAUGGGUGUGGAAGUGGAGGGCUUCCUUCCUUGGGGAAGACACGGGGCACUACGAAGAAUUAUUUCUCCUCUGAGCCCAGUUUUGAACAACACCGACUUGGUCAGGCCAGUUAUGAGCGUCCAUCAUACUUACCAAGUAGCCAUCCUCCUGGCAUGAUGCUUCGCCAGAAAUCUAUUGGAGCAGCUGAGGACGAGAAGCCCUACCUCGCUCCCCCUGUUAUGAAAUUUAGCCGCAGCCUUUCGGUUCCUGGUUCCGAAGACAUUCCCCCACCUCCAACCACCUCCCCUCCUGAUCCACCAUACAGCAGUACAUCACCCUCUGCAUCUGGCCGAGUUACUCCCUCAGCCCGUUCAACCUUCAAUCCCAGCACUGAGGCCAAGCUGUACUCCACUUCUCUUCAUCAGGAGCCAUCAUAUGAGCCACCUGCUCGUGUCCGUGACAAAAUGUCUCUUUACCGCCAAGAGUCUGAGCAAGGAGCUGAAGGGUCCACAGCACGUGGAUGGAGGGGCCAUACCCCUGACCUGCGAUAUUAUAAUUUGCCCCCUCGGGCAACCAGCACCGCCAUGUAUGUUCCCACUAAGCCCAUGCGCCGCAAAGGUCCAUUGGUCAAGCAGACCAAAGUGGAGGAUGAGCAGCGGCAGCAGCAGGGUACCCCCUCUUCCCAGAUGCAAGCAUCGUCUUUACCGUCUCAGUCAUCCACACAAUCUGAAAAAAGCUCCAUCCCAAUACCCACCAUCAUAAUUAAAGCUCCUUCAACCAGCAGUAGUGGGCGUAGUAGCCAGGGAAGCAGCAUGGAGGCAGAGACCCAACCAGAGCCUGUGGUGCCUGUCCCAUCACUCCAGCUGCAUAACAGCAUGGAUUUCACCAGUCAGUUUGGGGCUGCCCUAGUUGGGGCAGCCCGACGAGACCGUGAAUGGUAUAGUGAGGCUCGCCGCAAGUCUGCCCUCUUUCUCUCCACUGAGCAACCAGAUGACGAGUCCCAGCAGAUGCCUGUUCCCCGUCUCCGUCAUUCCAAAUCCAUUGACGAAGGUAUGUUUUCCAGUGAGCCAUACAUUCAGCUAAACAUGGCUUCUGGCUUUGGUAGUAGCAGUGGUGGUGGGAGCAGCCCUAGUUAUCUUCAGUCUCGCAGCGCUAAAACAUACGGAGCCAGCACUACCAGUGCCUUCACUUCUGUGUGUUCAAGUUUCUUGCCACAACUCCAGCCCCAUUCAACUCCUCUCAUUCACCCACUGACUGGCAAGAUUUUAGAUCCUGGAUCCCCCUUGGGACUUGCAUUAGUCGCACGUGAGCGGGCUUUAAAGGAGUCCCAGUCUCAACAAGAGAGCCGAGAAGAGAGGCACUCACGCCCAUCCUCUCCCCGGUUUGGGGAGGCCCCUAAAACUCCUGAGUCUCCCAGCAGUUCCAUCUUGCGCCUCUGGGAGACAUCAGAGCAGCAGACUCAUCACCAACUGCCUGCAUCAUCCCGGAAGGAGCAAGAGGGCCACCAACCUGAGCAUCAGCCCCCUCCCAUCUCAGCUAGAGCAACUCCUUGGGAAAAGCGGCCUGAAGAAGGAGAGAAGCUGGAGCUACAUGUGCGUUUUGUGGAGAACUGCCGCCCAACAGAGGAGGAAGAGGAGGAGGAGGAGAGCAGCCAGGAGAGUGGGAAAGUUGAAGUGGCCGCUCCCCCAAUGGAGCGAGCGACAGAAGAGAAUGGACUCCCGCUGUUGGUGCUGCCCCCACCUGCCCCUUCCAUUGAUGUGGAUGAUGAAUUUGUCUUUUCAGAGCCACUUCCUCCACCCAUCGAGUUCUCCAAUAGCUUUGAUAAACCUGAAUCUCCCCCCAAAGCUGCUAGUGAACUGCCCCCAGCAGUACCCCCUCCGGCCACUCCAUCUGCCCCUGCCACUUUAGAUUCUACAGCAUCUAGCCUGACCUCCUAUGACAGUGAGGUGGCCACCUUGACCCAAGCUGGUACACCAGAAACCAAGGAAUCUCCUCAUGUCAACUUUUCUUCCGUUGUCUCAUCCAUUGCCAUCCCAGCAGCAGAAGCACCUGAAGCAGUAACCGACUCGGGAAUUGAAGAGGUGGACAGUCGAAGUAGCAGUGAUCAUCACUUAGAGACUAUCAGCAGCGUCUCAACGCUGUCCAGCAUGUCUGGGGAGGGCACAGAACUCUUGGACACUUACAUCACCUACUUGGACGGUCAGGCUUUUGGGGGGAGCAGCAGCAGUGGUGGUGGAGUAGGUGGUGGCAGUGGUGGCGGCAGCAUAGACAAGAGUCCACUGCAGACCAAACUACGCUCCCGGCCAUUUCCAGGCCGCUUGCCGGUGGCUACCCCUACCAGCUCCACCAUCUCAGUUUCGGCAUGUACUGAAAACAUGUUUGCCCUCACACCUGCUCCUCCGUACCACCAGCAGCCAGCAACUGUUGAACCUGGCAAAGAGCUGCCGCAGAAAUCUCCACUGCCAUGGGAAGAGCCUAAGGCAUCGGCCAUGUCCACCGUGAAAGCUAGCAUCAUUAGUGAGCUGAGUACCAAACUGCAGCAGAUGGGCGGGGUGUCGUGGUCACGACCACCUGAUGCUGUGGCUCCCUUUGGUUCCGAGAGACCCAGCUCCCUGCAGAGGCAAAGGCUCCCAGAUGAGACAUCCCCAUCACUGAUUUCCUCCAAGCCUGUAAGCAGUCUUUUCCACAACUGGCCUAAGUCCCCCCAGGGCAAGCAUCCCAAAAGUGUGGACUUUGACAUCCGUCCUGCCCUGCGACGGGCCCCGAGUCCAGCUGCCCUGCCCAGUGAGCACAAGAUUAGCCCCACCCCAAGGCCUUCCUCUCUUCCCAUCCUGCCUUCUGUACCCAUCUAUACUGGCGUCUUUGACCUCCGUGGUUCACCCACUUCUGGGGGUGAACAUCCCUUCCCUAGCUUCCCUUCAGGCAGCCGUUCUCUGUCCCCAACCCACUUCCUGCCUCCAGCCACGGACAAGCCGUUUGGCUCCAAGCCGUUGCCUUUCUGGACUAAAUACGAUGUGGCUGACUGGCUGGAGUACCUGAAGCUGGGGGAACACCGCGAUCGAUUCCUGGACAACGAAAUCGAUGGAUCUCAUCUGCCUUCCCUCACUAAGGAAGAUUUCAUUGACCUGGGCGUGACGCGAGUUGGGCAUCGCAUGAACAUCGCCCGUGCCCUCAAGUUCUUUCUGGAGAGGUGAUGGGGGAAAUUGCCCUGCCCCGGGGUGCCUCUUGCCUGAAUGUACAAUGGACCUCCACCAUGGGGAGAACAAAGAGGUGGAGGGAUUGCAGCUGCGGGGCCGGGCACAGGGAAAGCGGUAAAGAGAGACCCUGUGGGGGUGAGGGUAGAGUGGGGGAUCUUGGAGAAGCUCACCAAAGCCUGCCUGGGCACCCUCAUGGGUGUGCACUUUUCUCUGUUGCGUUGCCAUGUAGCAAUCUCUCCAUUUCAUAUAUCCAGCCCAACAGCAUUGACAUGAGUGUAUGAACCCCUAACCUGUGUAUCAUCACUUCCCAGGUGUGUAUGUGUGUGUUUAUAGUUGUACACAUACACUUGCUCUUCAUUCUCCAUCAGCAUAGCCACCAGCUUUGCUAAUCAGAUGGCUGGUACUAGCCAUCCCGUAGUGCAACACCUUCUACCUGCACCCAUCCGUCAUCCUUUCUGUUAUUGCUGAUGGCUCUUUCGUAGCAACUGCUAUUUGCACAUCAAUUCAUCCAGCCAUGUAACAGCUUGCUCUGUACAUCUCCACAAUUACCAGGAUUGUUAAGUACUCUGCCGUUAAAAAGGGGGGAGGAAGACCUACGAGAAAAUGAAAUUUGCUUAUAUUUCUUUACUUUACAAAACAUUCUCUGGGGAGGACCUCAGAUCAUGCAAGUGCCAUACUUAACUUGGUAGGAAGAUUGGAUUCCUCCUUCUCCCGAUAAUUACCUGUGAAUUGGAAUGGGCUCUUCAUAUUAGCUAAAAAGAAUUUCUAGAAAUAGCUAUUGAAAAGCAUGGGUGCCUUGGAAGAUAAGCCAUCACUUGUGUUCAUCAGGUGAGCUUCAUCCUUAUUAGUGAUACCUAAAUUGGGCUUUUCUCUCUUUUCGCCUCUGUUCAGUUAUCUCAUCGCUUUAUUUCCAUUUGCUUUUGUUCCUACUUCUCUCUUUUCACUUUUUUCUGGUUCAGUUAUCUCUUCCUCUUUUGCCUUCACCAUCAAGUUUAUUCUUAUCCUCUUCUGUGUUACUUUUAUUUUGGCUGUUUCUGCUGGAAGAAGGAAAGGGAAUCUGUGUUUCUGUGUGAAAAUAGUUGGUUUAUGCAAAUUGAGUGUAAGUUAACAGACAGUGUGGUGUCCUGUGCUGGCCAUUUUGGGGAUGUGGCUUCUGUAGAUAUUUAUAUAAUUUCUACCUUCAUACAUGCAUAUGCAAAUGUAAAUUUGUCAUAUGCAAGCAUUUAUUGAUGGAUAGGGAGAACAGCCUAGAUUGACAAGGGGAAGGUGGGCAUUGCACAGGAUUUUCUCUCUCCCUCUCCUUACCUGUCUACCUAGCUACCUUUUGUCCAGAAAGGAUAUGUUAAAUUUAAUGUCUUCUUUUUUGAUAAAUACUAUAAUUAUUAACUGCUAGAAACUUGCUUUCUGAAUUUUCAGUGGAAAUAGAGAAUGGAUGCAGGAUUAUAAGCCUUAAUAGCAACACCUAGCUGACUUUAGAGUAGGAAGAUAAGCCACAUUGGUAUAUAGAUGGGGCUCCUUCAGGAGAUAUCAAGAUAGUAGGCUACAUUGGGACAUCACCCAUCCCAGAAGAAAGCAAUUUCACAAUGCUACUGUUGCCAAGAAAAUGGCAUAGACAAUGUCCAUGAAGUCACCAAGAACCAAGUUUGACUUUAAAAAAGAUGAUAUACUUGUUCAAAGUGGGUUCAUUGCUGUGACUCUAAUCCAGGCCUGUCAAACUGGCAACCUGCGGGCCAUAUCUGGCCCGCGCAGGCCAUGCCCACCCCUGCUCCUCAAAGGCAAAAAACAUCACAAUACGGCCCGCAACGCAAUCAGGUUUUGACACCCCUGUGUCUGAUCCAUGGCAUGUCACACAGUUCUGCCUCCUGUUGCAUAUGACCUUUUUAGGAAGACAGGAAACAUUUUUGAUAGUACUAAACCCAGGCAUAACAAUAUAGCUGUUGUCUGCUGGGCAUGCAUUGUCUAUAAAUCAAGGCUAUCACCGUGUUGACAAAAGAAAGUGGGUUUGUCCUUUUUGAGAGGCUAAAUCAGUACUGAUGAAAUUCUGUAGCUAGGAUUGGUUAGAAUUGACAGCAUUGCAGGGAUUGAUGCCAGCAUUAUUGUGAAGGAAGGAUCUGAGCAACACUAGUGCAUGGGGUAGUCCCUAUGAUCCUCCUGUCUCAAGUUAUUUCAGUAGGGUAGGAAAAGCAGUCAGGAAAAGGCACAUGUUAAUGUUCCACAAACGGGGCCAUUUGCAAGACACUUCAAAUGGGUGCGGUGGCCCUUUGUGUUCUGAUCCUGUUGGGGAGAGAUUGAAUGUGCUGAUCCUGUGAAAAAGUUUGUGGGUAAAAGCUACAUCAAAAGAAAUGGCACAUUGCUCUGCUAAUGUGGCCAAAACCUUUGAAAUUAUUUUUUACUGUAAUAAUUGAUUCCGAUUAGACAACCAAUUUAAGGAAUGGAUUGUGCUUAGCUUAAUCCUAUAGUUGGGCCGUGGAAGGUGGGCUGGUUCCCAUAAAAUGUUGUGCAUUUAAAUGACCUACAUGUAGACCAAGCUAUGUUUCAGCUGAGGGACAGUAUCCUAGACGUACAGUAUAAAGAUGGAAUAUAGUCUGCCUUUCAAGCCAUUCUUGAUGUUUGGUGCGGUGAUGACUAUUCAGAGGCGCUGGCUUGCCUAUAAUAAUCUCAGACACUACCAGUCACUUCCUGUUAAUAUGAUUAAUACUUUUCACAAAGACCACUUGAAUCUCAAGUCUUUAUCCAUAGGAAACUUGAUUGUAUUUGAUGCUUGUGUGUUGUAGGGCUCAUUAAUGGACAAAUCUAGGACACUCAGUACAUAAUAUUGAACUAAAUAAAUGGCUCUUCCUUGCCCCAUCUCUUUCUAUCACAGAGUACACACAAUCCUGACCAUAGCAGUGUGCAAAUACUGUUCCUUCAUAUAUCUUGUGGUUUGGUCCAUGCAUGUUGUACUUCCAUGCUCUUGUGCUCCUGCUCCACUCCUUGCAUUCUCAGGUUCAGCAACAGGCUUCAAAUUACUUUCAUUUCAAAAUCGCUUCCAUUUGCACAUGACUCAUGUUUCUGUACUUCCAAAUACGGAGAUGUGCAUUUGAGGAUUUCCCUAACAAAGUUUGAAGGGGAACAUCUCUUAUGCUCUUCUACCUAUGGAGUAUCUGUGGCAACAUUCUAGCUCCAGAUUGUAGCAAAGACAAAAGAAGCUGGAAAGGGACAGAAUGUAGGAUAGGGAUAAAUUCUCCCACUCUGGUCUCCUUCCGUAUUAUCAUGUUUUUCCUACUACCAGCCCAAACUUGGGAGUGGGAGUGGGGCGGGAAUCUUAGAUAUUGACCACAUAUGUGCUAUGGUGGGAAUAUCCCUUCCCCCUCCCAUAUGCUGAGCUGCCAAAGAAAAAGACUCCAAUGUGUGGGGGGAGAGGAGCUGCUCCAUAACUGUCGUCGUCCCCCCUCCAUACACAGAGGGCCAAUGCCAGGACCCAGCAAUGGGCAGCUUUUUUGAAAUAUAUGGUUCAGAUAAAGGGAGUUCUUGCUCCUGCUCUUUGCUGGGAUCCUUAGUAGGUUGCUUAGUGGGAGCAGGUGUACCUCUUCACUUGUUUAUCUUCCCAAUCUUUAUACCAGAUAUUGUGAGCUAUGGAGAAGUCUGCAGGACUCAUUCCAUGGCUGUAGGCCUUGUGGCGGCCCCAUUUCAGCACCUCACUAAUGCUGUGACUCUACCACUAGCUGCCACCACCACUCUGUCACAUCUGGGCCGUGUAGCUGGCCUAUUCUUGCUCCUUAAAAACUAUUUUUGUGUCAGACAGCAAAGUCCUCUUUCCACAAUCAUUAAUAACAUGGCGUAGCCACGCCAUAUUUGUAUAAGGUGGAUCUUGGCACAUACAUACCCAUUUCUAUCAUGUUGGGUAACUUGCACAUCUGACACCUGUUGAGACCAGCAGUGUACCCUUUUCUGUUCAUGAUCACACAAUUAACCCAGGCAUGCAAAAAAAAAAAAAAAUCCAACUGGUGGUAGGCCCCCUCUGCAAAUAAACUUUUACAUGGGCAGCCAGGAUAUUCACCAAACCUUAAAAGUUUCAGCUUUGCUUUUAUUAAACAAGGGAAACUUGUGGCCCUUGUUGGAAAAUGCAGGGCAAGGAUGAUGCUCAAAAGGUGCGGCCAAGGUUGCAAGUGCUUGUAUCUCCAGGAGGAAGCGCCUGUUUUCAGCAAGCACUCUUGCCCUGUGCCUAGCUUGGGGAAAAUACAGGAUCACGAAAUCUAUAUGAGCAAUUUUUCUGAGAUACUGUGUGGCUCCCUGCAGCCUAAAAAGGAGAAGGAGGCUGGGUCUGGACUCUGAAAGCCUCAAAUGUAUGAAGAGAGGUGGCAGAAAUCCCUAGAAUGACUAGAAAUCGCCAAUAGGAAUAGCUAGACCAUGGAAUGAGGUGGGAAGGAGCCAGCCACCAUGUUGAUAUGAGAGACAAGAUGAAAGGGGUGAAACUCAUACCGACAAAAUAAUGGCCUUGUCUAUUUAGGCAAAAAUACACAACAGUAGUGAGUGAUGUUGGACUGGUCUGCAGGAUAUUUUGAGUAGAGGCAUCAACCAAUUUGCAUGGCUGGGUUAACCCUUCUGAUGCCAGGGCACUGCCCUGUAGCUCUUUGUGCCUCCUUCUCAGGAUGCCUCUUGCCACAUCACUGUCCCACCCACAUGCACCUCCUGUGGGUCCCUUCCUUUUGCUGCCACAUUUUGAACAUGCCAUGUGGCUUUUUCUAUUGUGCCUCCAAAAGCCACAGCUCCAUAUCUUGUGGCCUCAUCGCUUGGGUCCAGGCAUGUGGUUGCCUGCCCCUCCACAGUCCAGCAGCCACUGAUGCCACACUUUAGUGCCACGUGGUGAUAGUUCCCUCUCCCCUCCCCCACUGUGUGGCUAAUGACGUGCUGCCGGCAUUGCACCUUUAUGCGGCCAUCUUUUAUUCUUACUCUUCUCAAAAGUAAAGGGCUCUUGUCUUGUCGGACUGGUCGCACCGGCCCUUCUCAUCCACAGGCCCCAGUGAGGGAGCAAAAUGAAACAAACUUUAGAAUGUCUUCCAUAAAUGAUGCUAUUGAGAGACAGGAAAGCACUGAUCUCUUCAACUUUAGGCGAGGAGUCAUGCUGCGUUUCUCAGCUUCUUGCAUGAGCAGCCCAGCUCUGUGAAAGAGAGUUAAACUUUGGAAGGGGUGGAAUUAUGGGGAGGUGGUUUGGGGACAAGGUUCUUGGGUUUGCUAAGAAUGGGAAAAGGAUGAGGAAUCUGAGGAAGGAUCAAACUUCUCAGUUCCUUGGGAAAGAGAGCUGGUAAUGAAAUGUGGAGCAGGUGGUUUGGUAGGAAAAUGAAUGCUGGUUGAUAUGGGGGAAUAGAUGUCUAGUGAAUAAGAAUUCUAACGAUGGGGAGAAGCUAGAAAAAGGCAUCUUACUCUGGAGUAUUUGAAUGGGCUAAACUUGGGAUCAGAGGACUCCUGUUUCAGAAGGAUGAAGUAGCCAGUCUUGUCUCCUUGGGGAAAUGAGGAAUUUUCUGCAUUGCCUAAAAAGGGCAGAAAGAAUUACAGGCCCAGCUUAUUUGUGACUUCUGUAGGGGCAUCUUUGGCUAAAGUCUAAGAAUGUUCACCACAGUUUCCAGGGGUUUUUUUCCUCUAGAAUCACUGGAACUUCAUAAAAGAUGCCUCUCAUCUCCCAUAUUAUGUUCUUAUGGCGGUAGAAGCUUAAAACAUGAAGUAUUCCUGAAAAUGGGGAGAUGGGGUUCUUUUAGGGGCACAGAUCAAGCUUCCCCAGAUUUUGAAAAGUCUGGCUAUUUCAUUAAGACAAAAUACUAGUCAAGAUUCCAGUCCUCUUAUGAAUACCAAGUGAGGCUUCACACCUUUGAAAAACUUGGUUGAGGAACUGCCUAGAAAUCUUUUAUUUCCUCCAAAUGUUAAUUGGAUUUGGCUGUGGGGGGCGUGGGGGCAGCAGGACUUCUGGUUCUCUGAGAUGGAGUGGAGAAGGGGCUGUUGGACUGAUCCUAGAAGCAUUGAGAACUACAGCAUUGAGUCCUUUUGCCUUAAUGUAUUGAAAUGAAGUAUGUGAUGUUGACUUUGUGAUUCAGGGAUCCAUUCCCUGGGAUGAUUAUUGGGAAUGGGGGAGGGGGUGGGAAUGGUGGUAAUGCCUGCAUUUGACAGGGUUGUGUUUUGAAUUUUAUUGUGGUUGCUGGGUGGAGACAGAGGCUGUGGAGAAGAGAGUCGGUACGUUCCCCUCCAUCUCUUUUAAUCUUCUCCUGUAAAUCUCCAAGGUGAUCAUUCUGUCCUCCCCACAAACCAACACCUGGCCCUGUAGCAUCCAGGUGUAAUGUAUAAUAGAUUCCACCAACAUACAAUCCAUCCCUACACACAUGCAAAUAUAUAUAUAUACAUAACACAUCUUCAUUUUUUGUUAUUGCUGGAGAGAGGCCACAUAAUCCAGAGUCAAUGAUUCAGCUUCAGCCUACAAGAAUGUUGGUAAGAACCAGUUCUGUCUCCCGAGUGCAGAGGGGUGGUUUCCAAUUCUACUAGAAUUCCACUGCAUGUUUGAGAUUCCUGCUGGGCUCUACUUUGCAAGGUUCAGCCGAGUUCCCAAGUCUGGAGGCUAUAGAAGUGGUUGUGAGGGGGGGCACCCAUGGCCAUCACCUAUUCUAAAGGUUCCUUAUCUCCAUUGAACCUGUUUACCUCUCUUUCAAUGUUGGGAGGAUAAACUCCUGUCCUGCUAGAUGCUUCUCUUGGCUCCUCCAUCACAGUCGUAUUAGAUUCAUACCCCCUAGAAUCUAGCGUGGGUUGACAUUUGAUGUUUGUUUUGACUUAAUUCCACCUAUCCUGGGAAAACUGGCAUUUUGUGUCAUCUUCAUUCUAUCUCCAGAUGUCUUUUGAACCCAGGAUUCCUAGACUUUCUUCCUCUUUGGUACCUUCCUCCCCCAAAGGAACUGUACCUCAUGUGGGCAGAAUCUUUUGAAAUGAAUGUAUUUAAUCCUGUGUUGCCUAAGAUUACCUUAUGGCAUUCAGGCAGAUCUGCCUCACAUGUUCUCUCUCUGUCUCUGUCUAACUCACUCUCUCUGUCUCUUUCGCUCUCUCUCUCUCUCUCUCACACGCACACACACACACACACACACACACACACACACACUUCCUUUACACCUUCCUCUACCAAAUCCGUUAUCCUGGGCUGGAGGUCUUGACUCUGCCUUCAAUGCCUGUGCAGAGCAACUAAUGUAAUUUACUGAUUUUAUUUGCAAAUAUAAACUUUAUGGGAUACA
This is a messenger RNA of Pantherophis guttatus, 13137 nucleotides long. It is a transcript of the gene SHANK1, whose product is annotated as SH3 and multiple ankyrin repeat domains 1. The record is from RefSeq and is a predicted model, not a curated record. Gene Ontology annotation, molecular function: ionotropic glutamate receptor binding; synaptic receptor adaptor activity. Gene Ontology annotation, cellular component: postsynaptic membrane; dendritic spine; postsynaptic density. Lineage: Eukaryota; Metazoa; Chordata; Lepidosauria; Squamata; Colubridae.